AAGCCGGCGCUUGAUUUAUAGUGGGUUUUGGUGGAUUUAAACCGCGGCUCAAAUUCUUUCAAUUCCAUCUCUGGAUAUAUAAAGUUGAACAUCGGCAAUAUUUUUAUGCUGAUCCGCUUUGAAAUGUAUUCCGCCUAUGAUGCCUCAAUAGUCUCAAAUAACUUAAUAUUGAUGGAUUAAGUCUGUCUUGAAGUAAACAUAUACUUGGAAAUUAAAAUUGUAUCAAUAUUUUCCGAUACCUGUUUACAAAUUAGCUGAAACUUGUCUCACACUAUAAUGUUUUCGGCAAUUGCUCAGUUGCUUUAAAAGAAUUUCUUUGUCUUAUAUGAUGGCUUGUCUUUUCAGAAAAAAUGACGACACUGCGCCAGUUUACUUGUGACGACUUGUUCCGAUUUAACCCUGUAACCUUGGACCCGUUGACAGAGAUCUAUGGAUUAGGGUUCUAUCUCCAGUAUAUGGCAAGAUGGCCAGAACUUUUUAUGGUUGCCGAGUCCUCUUCUGGUGACAUCAUGGGGUACAUCAUGGGAAAAUCAGAGGGCGUAGGAGAGAAUUGGCAUGGUCACGUGACUGCCGUUACUGUCGGGCCCGAGUACAGGCGUUUAGGUUUGGCUCGGAAACUAAUGGACGGAUUAGAAGUUAUAUCUGACAAAAAGAAGUGCUAUUUUGUUGAUCUCUUUGUCAGGGUAAGCAACAAAGUUGCACUUACUAUCUACGAAAAAUUAGGCUAUACAGUUUACAGGACUGUUCUUGAAUACUAUAGCGGAGAGACUGAUGAAGAUGCAUACGAUAUGAGAAAAUCUUUAUCCAGGGACAGAUUGCAAAAAUCAAUGAUACCUCUGCUUGAACCAGUUCGUAUAGAUGAUCUGGAGUACUAGCACCAGGGAGUUGUGCUAGUACUUUAUAAUAUACUCCCAACCUACUUUUCUUUUACUUUUGUGCUCCUAGUUCAUUCUGUUCUUUGUAUUACAGGGGUGUAUAUUUUGUAGAAAAAUCAUUGCCCACGCUUUUAAAAAAAAUAUUUUUAUCCCAA
This is a messenger RNA of Eurytemora carolleeae, 1030 nucleotides long. RefSeq names its product N-alpha-acetyltransferase 20. Gene Ontology annotation, biological process: N-terminal peptidyl-methionine acetylation. Gene Ontology annotation, cellular component: NatB complex. Gene Ontology annotation, molecular function: protein-N-terminal amino-acid acetyltransferase activity. The transcript has 9 exons. Bases 351 to 875 code for a protein of 174 amino acids. NCBI's taxonomy places the organism in Eukaryota, Metazoa, Arthropoda, Copepoda, Calanoida, Temoridae. The record is from RefSeq and is a predicted model, not a curated record.